GUCACUUUGGUCGACCGUGAGACGGCUUGCCCCGCUGGCUUUUUGCUUGUCCUCCUGCUGCCCAUACGCCUCCAGCUUUUCCUGCUUCUGCUGUUCGCCUUGUGCUUGCCGGCAGCCGCUUCCCUGGGAGCAGCUGCUUGACUCUCAGGCUCUGACACAAGCCAGAUGGCUGCGAUUGAUAGGCGCACAGGCUCCCUGGUACUACAGUUGAUGAAACAGAAUAGGAAGACGUUUUACGAUCAGCUGCGGGAGCACAAUAAGACUGCAGCUUUGCUAGGGUCAUGUAAGGAUAAAAAGACCUAUAAAGUGGUCUUCUCCCAACAAGAUUUGAAGAAACGACUGACACCUUUGCAGUACCAUGUUACUCAGGAAAAAGGGACUGAAAGUGCCUUUGAGGGAGAAUACACAUAUCACAAAGCUCAUGGAGUAUACAAAUGUGUGGUUUGUGGAACCCCUUUGUUCAAGGGAUGUCUUAUUUUCGGGGAAACAGGAUCAGAGACAAAGUUUGACUCCGGUUCAGGCUGGCCUUCAUUCUACGAUGUGAUGGCUUCUGACACAAUUACAUUCACUGAUGACUACUCCUUCGGGAUGCACAGAGUUGAGACAAGCUGCAGUCAGUGUGGCUCUCAUCUUGGGCAUAUAUUUGAUGACGGGCCUCGUCCAACUGGUAAACGAUAUUGCAUAAACUCAGCUUCACUGUCUUUUCAGUCUGCUGACACGAACCAGCCUGGAGAAGGAAACAUUAGCUCUACUCCUGUCCAAGUAGAUAAGACCAAGCUGUAGAAGGAAGUAAUUCCUUAGAAAGCUCAUGUUACUAGAUGAAGAAUGUUAUUUUCAAUCACCUUCUAUACCACAUUUUUUUUAUUUUGAAGAUCUUCUGUACUACUGUCAUAUUUUCCUGAAUCAAAAUGGGGGCCUUGUGUGCCAAUAUACUUUUAUUAUAUUAUUGCGUCUAAAUAAUUGUGAAUUCCUGAUCUUCAGAAGAAUCCCACAAGAAAAGAGACUUGGACAUUAUGGAAUUCUGCUUGCCUACUGCGUUGUUACUGAAGGUUCAAACAAUAUCUGUUUUUGUGAUUGAGAAGAAAUUGCAGUUUCUCAGAGUCAAUGCAAUGUCAAUGCAGACUGCAGUACAAACAGCAUUCUGAUAUUUUUUGUGUGAUUGAUUCUGAUUUACAUGGCUAUGGACAUGAAUAGUCAAUUAUUUGUUUGAAAACAACCACAUUCUUUAGUGAUGGAUUAUAUCCAUUCCAUCUGCGCUAGCAGAUUUUUAUCUUUUUUGUGAGUCUUUGCUUUUCCAAUAUAGAAGAUUAAAUUAAAAGUCACAAUUUAAAUCGAUAUGAAUAGAGGGAACAGUAGGUUGAUCUUUGUAGAGCCCAAUCUUCCAGAACAAAUAGGGCAGCCACUAGUGAGGCAUUUGUUUAACUGUGCCCCUAGUAAGGGUCAUGAAAAAAAUAAACAAUAUUCAGAACAGCCAAAGAUGAUUAGCAGGAUAAUCUGAAUUAGCUUUGUGGGAGGGGUGGGUCAUGACACAUGGCAUGCAGUAAAAAACUGAUGUGAUAUAUAAUAUUUCUGAUUCCUAAAACCGCACUUCCCAGUUUAUCCUGGGAAAGUUAGUACCUCAUGAGAGAACUACUCAACUUCCCACAAUUAGAAGAGAUUCUGGUUUCCUUUCUUUCAAGCUAUGGCCAGUGUGCCAUUUGAAGCAUCCAGCUGCUAUCCCUGUUUAUAUACAAGUCUAUGACACAGACAGCAGUGAGCUUCUUGAAAGAUAAUCAUUUAUCCUCUCCUUUGUUACUAUUUGAGCAUCUAUGUUUGCACAGUCGUCUUCUGAUACGCUUUAUUUAUUCAAAAGCGAUAUGCACAGACAGAAUUGAGCAAGUUUGAAUUCAAAACUUAUGCACAUUGUAGCUGGAUGAGAAAUGAGAUGAAAACAGUUCCCAAGAAAAUAACUGUUUUUUGUGCUGAAAGAUGCCUUUUGCACUGCAGUGCCAUUGGUACAAUUGCUCUGAGCAUUUGUCUUUAAGUGGUGUUAUAAUUAGCAUUGUUUUCUAAAAUGUCGCACUACACUACCAUUUAAUACCAUUUUGCUAAGGAUACUACCUUAAAUAGAGCAAAAAGUUUGAUAAGCCUCACUACGCAAAGGAUGAAAACUGUGUGGUGAAAAUUAACAUAUACUUGAAUAAUAGAUAGAUGUAGAUCUUCAGAAUGUAAUGUAAUACAACAGAGAACAAGUACUGCUGUGAGCAUUGCUGUUCUUUUAUGCAGUUUAUUUCCAGUUAGUGAAGUCCUUAUUGUAUAACAGUACAGCAAUUUCUACAUGUUAUGUCACUCUUGGUUUUAUUUUUCAUAGAAGGGCUGUUGUUGUUUCUUGCCUUUGUUAGAAGAGAAGUUUUUCCUAACACAUUAUCUUGACAUAAAUCUCUGAAGAUUCAGCAUCAGUACCAAUGUAGAGGCACACUAUGCAGUUUAUUUUUCAAAUGGCCAGUGUAGUUGUGGGUUAUCAAGUUUCAGCAUGUUUCUGCCUUGCAUUAAAGAAAUGUAUUUUGAAAACUUCAAUAAGCUGUGCAUUGGGAGAUUCAUAUUUGCAACAUUGGAAUGUAGAUAAGUUAGUCAAUCUGCCUAGGUCAGUGAUGGCGAACCUUUUCGAGACCGAGUGCCCAGACUGCAACUCAAAACCCAUCGCAAAGUGCCAAUACGGCAAUUUAACCUGAAUACUGAGGUUCU
Molecule: messenger RNA, 2724 nt
Organism: Sphaerodactylus townsendi
Lineage: Eukaryota; Metazoa; Chordata; Lepidosauria; Squamata; Sphaerodactylidae
Gene: MSRB3
Product: methionine sulfoxide reductase B3
Exons: 8
Coding region: 166-783 (205 amino acids)
Biological process (GO): response to oxidative stress; protein repair
Cellular component (GO): cytoplasm
Molecular function (GO): peptide-methionine (R)-S-oxide reductase activity
Source: RefSeq, a predicted model, not a curated record